This is a messenger RNA of Rhinichthys klamathensis goyatoka, 2723 nucleotides long. RefSeq names its product NCK-interacting protein with SH3 domain-like. The coding region runs from base 208 to 2439 and encodes 743 amino acids. Gene Ontology annotation, molecular function: Arp2/3 complex binding; protein binding. The transcript is spliced from 13 exons. Lineage: Eukaryota; Metazoa; Chordata; Actinopteri; Cypriniformes; Leuciscidae. Gene Ontology annotation, biological process: endocytosis. The record is from RefSeq and is a predicted model, not a curated record.
UAACGUGAAUCAGCUGCACAGACUCUGAGCACGAUUAUUUUCCCUGCAGGGCGCGUGACAGCCAGUGCGCGCGCCCGCUGACGUGUUUACGGGACAGGGGCUGCGGUUCACCGACUCGCGCGUUCAACAUGAUCUGAAGAUAUUAUGAUCGCGCUUCUUCUGUUCUCCGAGUGCGCCAUUAACGCGUGACGGACGCGUCAGUGUUGGAUGAUGUAUCGCGCGUUGUUCGCCUUCAGCUCAGCGGAGAGCAACGCGCUGCGCUUCCCCGCGGGCGAGUCUUUCCUCAUCCUCGAGCGCAGUAGCGCGCACUGGUGGCUCGCGACGCGCUGCCGCUCCGGGGAGACGGGCUACAUCCCGGCCACUUACAUAGAGAAAAUACCGGCUCCAGAGCAGGACGAGGUGCUGCUAUCCAUUGAUCGAGCGAUUGAAGCCAUUCAUAAUGUGGCCAUGACCAACGCAGGCAAAUACAACCUGGAGCAGAGAGACGUCCUGCAGAAGUUGAUCCACCACAGGAAGGAGACGCUGUCCCGCAGAAGCCCGACUCCAAGCGAACACAAGCCGAAACUCCCAGCAUCCUCCAGUGAGGUCUCCCUGAGCCGCACACCACAGCCACCCAACGGCCUGAGCCGAGCCCAGAGCUGCCGGGCCAGCGAGCCGAUGUCAGAGCGCACCACUGAUGUCCCUGCACUGUAUCAGGUUCCUCCUCAGCCUCGUAGAGCGGUGCCCGUUACUCCACCUCCUCCGGAGAAACACCGGGAGUUACGACACAUCGACCCGGAAGUGCCAACGAGCGUUUCCUCAACAAGCCCCGCCCCCAGCUCUGUACCUCCUGCUGGACCCUCUCUAUCUAUCAGCUCCGCCUCCUUAGACUCUGGCUCCUCCCACUCGGGCGUGUCCUCAGAUGUCAGUCUUCCCAGCAUCAGCAGCACUCCGCCCCCUGUGCCAAAACGAGGCAAGGCUCCGCCCCCUCCUCUGCCUGACCGAUCCCCACAGGAAGAGUCUUCGAAAAUCAGCCCAGCACCUCAACUGAUCAGCACACAGGCUCCGCCCCCUUCCGAAAAGAGGCCGGCGCCUCAGCCAAUCAGUCCACAGCCUGCUGCCGAACGCCAAUCAGACGUGGAGUGGCCACAGGCCCCGCCCUCUGUGUCUCUCAGCCCCCUCGGUAGCCCCACCCGGUCCUCAGCCGUUCCCACGACGAUCGGAGCGGAGCUGAUUGAACUGGUGCGCAAAAACACCAACCUUAGUUACGAGCUGUCGCGGGUUGCCGUGGGCGUGGUCGUGGGACACCUGCAGAGCGCCCUGCCGACAGCGGCUUCUCACCUGGAGCAGGUGCUGCUGUCAUUGGUGGAGAGUAAGGAUCAGCGGUCGGCGCUCCCGCUAGGACAGGUGUGUCACGACGAGCAGCGGCUGCAGGUGAUCUUCGGGGAUCUGGCGCGUCACCGUGACGACUCUCAGCAGCGCAGCUGGGCGCUGUACGAAGAUCACGCGCUCAUCGCGUGUUACCUGGAGGAGUUACUGCAGAUACUGACUGACGCAGAUCCUGAGGUGUGUAAGAAGAUGUGUCGUGUGAACGAGUUCGAGGCGGUUCUGUCGCUGGUGUCGUACUAUCAGAUGGAGAACCGCGUGUCGCUGCGCCUGCUGCUGCUGAAGGUGUUUGGAGCCAUGUGUGGUUUAGACCCCGCGCUGAUCUCCACACUCCUCAACUCUGUGCUGACCAUGGAGCUGGCGAGAGACCUGCAGACACACACACACGAGCAUGAGAAGAUGUGCUACGGUGCACUGCUGAUGGCCAUGGUGUUCUCCACGGGCGAGCAGAUCCCGCUGCACCACUACGAGCAUCUGAACGCCGCGUUCCUGCAGUUCCUGCUGGAUGUGAUCGAGGAUGGUUUGCCUUCCGACGCCACAGAGCAGCUGCCAGAUCUCUUCAUCAACCUGCUCCUGGCCUUCAACCUCCACCUGAGCGUGCCGGAGACUAACAUGGUGAUGCAGGCGCUGAUCAAGAGACGCAACGUGAAGAUUCUCACAGAGAAACUCUCAUUACUGCUCAACAGAGGAGAGGACCCAGUCUGUGUGUUCACACACUCUCCUCCAGCGCCUCACGCUGUGCUGAAGUUCCUGCAGGACGUGUUUUCCAGCCGUGACACGUCAGACAUCUUCUACCGCUCGGACCUGAUGGUGAUGAUCGACGUCGCAGUGAGGCAGAUCUCAGACCUGUCGCCUGGAGACCGAAUGCGGAUGGAGUAUCUGUCUCUGAUGCUCAACAUCAUGCGCUCCACUGAUUACCUGGAGCACCGGCACCGGCUGACGGACCUGCGCGCGGCGCUGCAGAGGAUCCUGGGAGAGGAGGAUUGUGGGAAGGGUCCGGGAGCCAGCGGACAGAUGGACCGACUCAUCGUGCAGCAGAUCUACCAGGAGUUUCCUCACAUCGAUCAGUGCUAAACCUGCUCGUCUCACUGCUAACCCUAACGGUGUUCAUAUCAUCCCGCUCUAUAGUGACCUUUGACCCUCGGCCAACAACGCUAACCCUCUAACGGGAGCCCUAACUAUACUCACCGGUCCGUGGAAUAUGAGUUUACAGUAUUAAUACAUUGAUCUGUGUGUUUCACUGCUAGAUGAUCUAUUUUUCCUCUUUUGGGUUUUUGUUCAGAAGGGAAACGUAACAUAAUAUAUUUUCUUAACGGUGAAAGACUAAUAAAAUGCUGCUAUCCUCCUAAUGCACCUGA